Molecule: messenger RNA, 3785 nt
Organism: Ceratitis capitata (Mediterranean fruit fly)
Lineage: Eukaryota; Metazoa; Arthropoda; Insecta; Diptera; Tephritidae
Gene: Sap-r
Product: Proactivator polypeptide
Exons: 12
Coding region: 144-3038 (964 amino acids)
Biological process (GO): sphingolipid metabolic process
Cellular component (GO): lysosome
Source: RefSeq, a predicted model, not a curated record
UAUUUCGUGGAAAUAAAAACGUAAAUAAAAAUUUUAAUUUUUUUAUUGCUUAUAAGAUUAAGCGAAUUUAACUGAAGAGGUGAAAUUAUAAAGAAAGAAAAUCGAUAGUAAUUUAAGGGAAGUAGAAAGAGUCGCCCAAAAAAAUGCAAAGUAAUUUUGUACUUUGCGCAGCAGUCGCACUACUGGCUGGUGCCUUCCUUGUGAGCGCAACGCCUUUGCUAGGAGCUAAACAAUGCACUUGGGGUCCAAGUUACUGGUGUAAGAACCUAACAAAUGCAAAAGGUUGUCAUGCUGUGCGUCACUGCAUACAAACUGUGUGGGAAAAACAAAAUGUUGAGGUCGAUGAUGAUUCCAUUUGCAAAAUAUGCAAAGAUAUGGUAACACAAGCACGUGACCAAUUGCGCAGCAAUGAGACCAUGGAGGAGCUAAAGGAAGUGUUCGAGGGCUCUUGCAAUCUCAUACCGAUAAAGAUUGUGAAAAAAGAAUGCACCAAAUUGGCUGAUGACUUUGUGCCCGAAUUGGUUGAGGCUUUGUCUUCUGAAAUGAAUCCAGAUCAAGUUUGCUCCGUUGCUGGUCUUUGCAAUAAUGCACGCAUCGAUGAAUUGUUGAAAUUCUACUAUACAGCAGCCUUGGAGGGCACAUUGAAAGAAGAUGACGAUUUGACUGAGUCCAAGGAAACCAAAGAAUCAGUUGAAAACAAGGAACAAGGCGUCGCUACUACAACUAGCCAACAACAACACUUGUUAACUUGCGGCAAUUGCAAUCACUUGGGUUCACUUAUCACCGAGAAAUUCAAUAAAGCCAAUCGCGAUGAUAUACUUGAAAACAUUUUACAUUUAUGCGGCGAAAUGUCAUCCUUCUCUGACGCCUGCUCCAAUAUUGUCCUAACCUAUUUCAAUGAUAUUUACGAGCAUGCGAAGAAGAACUUGAAUGCUGCUGGCAUUUGUCACAUGUCUGGCUCAUGCGUUGCCAAUUAUCACAAACAUGCCGAAGAUCCAGUGGAACAAGAAGAUGCAGUGGCACUUGCAAGCACUUUGGGUGAUGAUAUACCUUGCAAAUUAUGCGAACAAUUAGUGCAACAUUUACGCGAUGUGCUGAUUGCCAACACAACCGAAUCUGAAUUCAAACAGGUACUGCAUGGUCUAUGCAAUCAAACGAAGGGUUUCCGUGAUGAAUGCAACAGCUUGGUGGAACAAUACUACGAUGUUAUCUAUAAUGCUUUGGUAAAUAAUUUAGAUGCUAGUGGCGCAUGCUUCUUGAUUGGCGUAUGCCCCAAAGGUAGUGGUGAAGCGUUCAAGGGUGAGAUCAGACCAAUGUUGCCUAUCUUACCACCAGCUGAGAUUAAGGUUACAUUGCGUAAAUUGGGGGCAAACGAACCGAAAUUCACACAAGAAGAAAUACACUCUAUGACUUUGCCAAUCGAUACGCUAAUGGGCGCUGCAAAUCCCAACUUGCUGGUGGAGAACGGCGAGUUGUGCACUUUCUGUGAAUAUGUGUUGCAUUACAUACAAGUGGAGCUAUCCACACCAACCACUGAGGACAAAGUCAAGGAUGUUGUAAACAGCAUUUGCAAUCGUUUAGGUCACACACUACGCGGUGAAUGCCACAAUUUCAUUGAUAUGUAUGGUGAUGCUGUUAUUGCAUUGCUCAUUCAAGGCUUAAAUCCACGUGAAAUCUGUCCCAAACUAGCAAUGUGCCCACCCAACCAUGAGAAUUUCGAUGAUGUUGAAAUAUUCGCGCCAGAAACUUCCAAGCCGGUAGUACAACCAAAGGAUUUGAGCGACAAACCUACAUGCCCGCUAUGCUUAUUCGCUGUUGAACAGGCUCAAAUUAAGAUUAAGGACGAUAAGUCUAAGACGAACAUCAAGAACGUGCUGGAUCAUUUGUGUGUACAUUUGCCAACUAAAUUGAAAACCGAAUGCGUUGACUUUGUUGAAAGCUAUUCAAAUGAGUUGGUUGAUAUGUUGAUCACCGACUUUACGCCACAAGAAAUUUGUGUAGCCGUGAAAUUAUGUCAAAGCUCUGGUGACUCGCUGGAGGACUUGGGCAUUAGUUUGGGCGAUAAGAGUCAUGAAGAUGGUGAAAACGAAAUCGAUAGUAAGGAAUCGGUUGAAGUUGCUUUGGGAUAUGCACCGGCGCCAAAUUGUUUGUUGUGUGAGGAAUUCAUUAAGAUUGCUGAGAAGAGAAUCGGCAAACACACGACCAAGGAUGAUAUCAAACAUGCCUUGGAUCAGUCAUGCGAUAAAUUACGCAAAAAUGUGCGUGAGAAGUGCCAUAAAUAUGUAGAUAAAUAUGGUGAUAAAAUUGCCGAUUUGUUGGUUAAGGAAAUGGCACCAAAGGUGAUUUGCCGUGAGAUUGGCCUAUGUAUUUGGAGCGAGCAAGAGGAUUUGGAUAUCGAUGAAGCACUGAAAUACGAUGUCGUCGUAUUACCCGAUCACCGCAUGCCCAACUACAAUGAACGUCUCACCGGUUUAGAUGAUAUGGUCAAGGAUCCGCCAUCUUGUGUGCUCUGUGAAUUUGUUAUGACCAAAUUGGAGGCUGAACUAAAGAAUGCAACAACACAAGAUGAAAUUAAACAUACCGUCGAAGGUAUUUGUAAAAUAAUGCCUAAAACCGUUGCAAAGAGUUGCAACAAAUUCAUUGAUCAAUAUAUCAACACAAUUUUGGCAAUGAUCGGUAGCGUGCCACCAAAAAUGAUGUGCCAGGAAAUGCAGUUGUGUUUCACCGGCUUGGCUGUUGUGAGCGAUGAGGUCAUUGAAUGUGGUGUUUGCCAUGGCGCCACCUCUGCUCUAUUGCCAUACUUCAAACAGCAUUUGGAUCAUGAGGCCAUUACUGAAUAUUAUAUGCUUUUGGAAGGCUGUCAAUCACUUUCGGCUAAAUAUUACGAUAUUUGCCACCGUAUGAUCAGAACUUACGGACAAAGCAUCUUGAAUCUUGCACGUAGCGGUGAGAGCGAUGAAUCGAGCAUUUGUGCGAAGAUUGGCAAGUGUUUCAACGGUGAAAAAUCCAGUUUGGCUUUUGCCAAAGUUGCCGCUUAAAUUACCGCGCGUUGCUCGAAAGUUUAAUAAAUAUAUAAAUACGAUGUUGGCGGCCAAUGAUGAUUAAUUGUGAUGCGGUUAACUUCUUAUAAUGUCAACCAUUAUUUACCUUACUUUACGUUUUAAUUAAAUCUGUGAACUAUUUUUCCAACUCUUAUUUCAUACACAUAAUCAUACAAACUUACAAGACAUACUUACGGAUAUAUGUGUAAAACAACGAUGAAAUUUAUUUUUUAUUAUUAAAAAGAAAUGGUAAUUAAAUUUCGCUUUUACAUAUUCACAUUCUGAAUAUAUGUAACGUUCGAUUAAUUAAUUAUUUGCGCUAAGUCAAAGGGAAUCAAUUUAUUAUGACAUCAGUUUUUUUCGUGUGAAAUUUGGCAAAGAAACGGUGUUAAUUACAAAUAGCGCAGUUUUUAUUUUAUUUUGGUAACUCAACAAUAUAUUUUAUAUUGUCGAUAAAAAAAAAACAGUUUAUAAAUACACAUUAAAAUAUAUAGAUAUAUAUACAGCAUAUAUUUUAAGCGGCACUGAGUUAAAAAAAAAAGAAAAACAACCAAACUAAAUCGAUGAUAUCACUCUAUAUAAGUAUAUAAUGAAAAGUACUGAAAGCUCCCGGUUAAGUCUGCAUGUGACAUUCGGAUUGAAAGAUUUUUUCUAUUAUAGAAUUCCACUUAAUUGACGAUAUGAUGGAAUGUGUAAUGUUAUUAGUAAAUGAUGAAAUAAAAUUAUAUUUUAAAAUUUAAUAAC